GCUGCCCCCGCGUAGAGCGCCAUCCCCGCAGGGCGGCGCCGGCGCGUCGAGCCUCCCCAUGACGGGCCAGAUCGAGGGCGUGCAGUUCCGCAUCAACUACCGCGACAGCAACUCGAUGCUCUUCCUUCAGCUGGAGCCGGGCGCCGAGGUGAAGGCGAAGUCCGGCAGCAUGGUCGCAAUGGAUGCUACGGUCAAGAUCAAGGGAAAGCUCAAGUUCAGCGUGGCAAAGCUGCUCUCAGGUGAUAAAAUGUCAGAGUCGACGUUCACCGGUCCCGGCGAGGUUAUGAUCGCGCCCUCGACGUGGGGGGACAUCGUACCCAUCUACCUUGACGGCCAUACCCAGUGGAGCGUCGGAAAAGACGCCUACCUUGCGUGCACGAUCGGCGUUACACACAAAAACAAGUCCCAGGGUGUCGGGAAGGCGUUGUUGUCCGGGGAAUUUCUCUCCGCGUAUAACGUGAUCGGGGCCGGAAUAAUGUGGAUUACCAGUCUGGGGGCGAUCUACUCGCGGACCCUCCAACCUGGCGAGCAGUGGAUCGUGGACAAAGGUCACCUUGUCGCGUGGACGGCCACAUGUAAGGACGAGGACAUCGACGCAGGCGGGCUUUUCUCCAGCAUGAACACGGAUGAGGACUCUGUCUGCCGCUUCACCGGUCCUGGAAUUGUGUACAUCCAGACGAGGAACCCCGAGACCCUCGGAGGGUGGAUCAACGACCGGGUCAACCCUCCAGAUGUGUAUCACAAAGUCAACCGCGUUCUUGUAUCAGGGUCAUAAGCACUUCAGAAUCCUUAUCCACUUGACCAAAUGACUCCUUGUGGAUGGGGACCUUGAGAUAUCCUUGUAGUAGACAACGGUCACCUUGUUUUGCGCAAACGGCCGGGUAGUCAAGCGUGUUGAUAUCAGUAACUUGUUC
Messenger RNA from Trametes versicolor FP-101664 SS1, 914 nucleotides. RefSeq names its product DUF124-domain-containing protein. Lineage: Eukaryota; Fungi; Basidiomycota; Agaricomycetes; Polyporales; Polyporaceae. The transcript is spliced from 5 exons. The coding region runs from base 59 to 775 and encodes 238 amino acids. The record is from RefSeq and is a predicted model, not a curated record.